This is a messenger RNA of Myripristis murdjan (pinecone soldierfish), 5463 nucleotides long. RefSeq names its product bromodomain adjacent to zinc finger domain, 1A (gene baz1a). Bases 182 to 4675 code for a protein of 1497 amino acids. Lineage: Eukaryota; Metazoa; Chordata; Actinopteri; Holocentriformes; Holocentridae. Gene Ontology annotation, molecular function: DNA binding; protein binding. Gene Ontology annotation, cellular component: nuclear chromosome; CHRAC. The transcript has 31 exons. The record is from RefSeq and is a predicted model, not a curated record. Gene Ontology annotation, biological process: chromatin remodeling; regulation of DNA-templated transcription; positive regulation of DNA replication.
CCGGCCGCGCUGUCAAACACUGAAGUUUCCGAGGCGCGGGUCGGUCCGUGAAGUAGGACAAAACUUGGUCAACAAACCGCCAGAGAGCCGAGCGGAGCGGAGCUUCAGUCCCACACCGGAGAUCCCGAGUCUUUACCUCGCUACAGAACCCGUGCGACCGGCGGAGGAGAGUUGGAGGAAGAUGCCGCUUCUCCACAGGAAAGCCUUCAUCAGGCAGAAACCUCCGGCUGAUCUCAGACCAGAUGAGGAGGUCUUCCUCUGCAAAAUCACACACGAAAUCUUCAGGACCUACGAUGAGUUUUUCGAGCGCACCAUCCUGUGCAACAGUCUGGUGUGGAGCUGCGCCCUGACCGGGCGAGCGGGACUGACCUACCUGGAGGCGGUGGAGAGUGAGCGGCGUGCACGGCAGAGCCUGCAGAGCUUCCCGUCGGCGCUGGUGGUGCCGCUGCUCCACCUGGUGGCACUGACGCGCCGCUGCAGGCUGACCGAACUCUGCGAUGACAUCUACGCCUUCGCUAAAGACCGCUUCUUCCCUGGGGAGACGGUGGACGUCAUGGGACGCAACGGAGCCAGACAUGUGUGUGAGAUCCUGGAGGUCCAGUCUCCUCAUGCCGGCACUAAAGGAGCUCCCGUCGCCAACGGCCAUGCCAAGCCAGCACAGGGAGACACCAUCGUCAUCAGCGACAGCGACGACGAGAGCGGCGCUCCCAAAACCCCCAAAGCUCAGGUCAACGGCUCAGCAGGUCAAAGCAGUAAGAAGAGGAAGCCUCUCAGUCCGUCAGCAUUCAGGUACUCAGUGAAGAUGAUGAAGGAGGAGAACAGCCAGCCGUUCACCGCCAGAGCCAAUCAGAUCAGUCGCAGGAAGAACACUUUGUCCAGAGAGAGGCUGAAGUUGCUGUUCAAGCAGCACUGCGAACCUGUGGACGGAACCAUCAUACUCAAGCCCUCCUCAGUAGCAAAGUACCAGCUGGCAGAACAGACUUUCUCACAGUUCUUUCCUGACGAGCCGCCCCUCUUCCCCUUCAGCCCCCCCUCUAAGGGGCGGGGCCACGGCUCACCUGGUCAGGCGGCGGUGGCGGCGGAGGAGAAGCUGCGGCUGCUGCAGCAGAAGGAGCAGAUGGCGGCGGCGGUGCAGGAGAAAGCCCGCAUGAAGAAGGAGAAGGAGGAGGUGAUGGAGGCCAAGAGGAGGGAGAAGGAGGACAAGGAGAAGAUGAAGGAGGAGCUGAGGAGGAGGUUUGAGGAGGAGAAGAGGAGGAGGAAGGAGGAGAAGGAGCGCAUGAAGCUGGAGAAGGAGAAGGAGCGAGAGAAGCUGAAGGAGGAGAAGAAGAAAUACGCCGAGCGGCUGAAGCUGUGGAACAAACCCCGAGAGGACAUGGAGUGUGAGGACCUGAAGGAGCUGCCGUGUGCGGUUCCGGUGAAGACUCGGCUCCCAGCUGAUCUGUUUGGAGAAGCUCUGAUGGUUCUGGAGUUCCUCAGAGCGUUUGGAGAAGUUUUUGACCUGAAGGACGAGUUCCCCGACGGCGUCUCACUGGAGGUUCUGGAGGAGGCUCUGGUGGGCUCGGACCCUGAAGGUCCUCUGUGUGAGCUGCUCUUCUUCUUCCUGUCGGCCAUCUUCCAGGCUCUGGCUGAGGAGCAGGAGGAGGCCAAGGACCAGGCCGAAGAUCUGCCAGAGACUGUGGAUGAUGAUUCAGAUCCGACUCAAUCUGCCAUCAGUGCCGUCGCCUCAUUGGCUGCUGCCUGGCCUCAGCUGCACCAAGGCUGCAGUCUGAAGCAGCUGGAUCUGGACAGCUGCACUCUGUCAGAAAUCCUUCGUCUCCACAUCCUGGCGUCCGGCGCCGACUGUAACCAUGGCAACGCCAAGCUGCGCUACCAGAAGCAGGGCGGGUUCUCCCUGACGGACGACCCGUGUGUCGAGCUGCGAUUGGCCGAGCCGGCGCUGCUGAAGAGGCUGGCGUGCACGGCCGUGUAUGACCUGACGCCAGGGGAGAAGCUGAGGAUCCUGCAGGCUCUGGUGGGGAAGCUCCUGACUCUGGCGUCCAGCAGGGAUCUGAUCGAGGACUGUGUGGAGGAGCAGCGAGCUGCUCGCCACGAGCUGAGGGAGAUCAGAGCCGAGCAGCACCGCCGAGGGAGGGAGGAGGCCGCCCACAGGGUGCGUCUGCGUAAGGAGGAGAAGCUGCGGGAGCAGGAGCUGAAGCUGAAGGAGAAGGAGGAGCGUCUGAGGGAGCAGGAGGGGAGGAGCAGCAACAGAGCGGAGGGUGAGACGGGUGCAGAGCAGCAGACUGAGGAUGAGGACGAGAGCAGCUCUUCACCAGGCAGCAGGAAGAAGACAAAAGCCGCAGAGAAGCAGCAGCAGCCGGCGGUGACCUCUGACCCCAAAGCCUUGCCCGGCCGACCCGGCGGCCUCACGGCAGAGGAGCUGGAGAAGGAGCAGGAGAAGGUGCGUCAGCUGCAGCAGAGGAUCCAGCAGGCUGCCUCCUGUACCUACAUCCUCCCUCUGGGUAGAGACCGGCUGUACCGCCGCUACUGGCUCCUCCCCUCCGCCGGCGCUCUGUUUGUGGAGGACGACUUCUUUGGCGUGACGGAGGACAUGCUGCAGCCCCGCCCGCCCCGGGACGCCGCCGCCGCCAAGAUGGAUGACGAGGAGGGCGAGCACAGCGGCGGCGCCGGCCCCGCCCCCGUCCCGGUCAGCCGUCCCAACCGCUGGGCCUUCUACAGCUCGCUGGCGGAGGUGGAGCAGCUGGUGGAGGCGCUGAACCCUCGCGGGCACCGGGAGAGCGGCCUGAAGGAGGCGCUGCUGCAGGACAGGGAGCGGCUGCAGCUGCUGCUGGACGACUCCGCACGCCACAAGUACAGCCGCCCAGAUCAGCCAGAGGCGCCCGGCUCCGUCCCAGAAUCCUCCUCUGCUGCUGAGGCGCUGAUGGAGGCGCGGCUCAGAGACCUGCUGCUGGACAUCGAGGACCGCAUCUACCAGGGAACCCUGGGAAGCCUGAAGGUGAUGGACAGGGGGGCGUGGCGCUCGGCUCUGGAGGCGGGAAACUACGAGCUGCUGUGUUCUGACGGGAGAGAGAGUGCAGGGACCAACGGACGAGCAGUCGCCAUGGAGAUAGACUCCGCCCACCUGAGAGCCAGAGACAGGCUGCAGGACGUGAAGGCGGACAGCGGCAGCGGGACGCCGCAGGCCGCCAGCGGCUCCGUGCGCUGCCUGGCUCAGGCGCUGCUGCGCAUCGAACUUGGGCUGGAGAGGAAGUUCCUGAAGCCGCCGCUCGGUGACGAAGACUCCAAGAAAGACCAGAAGACAAAGAAGAGCAAGAGGAAAGACGAGGACCAGGCCAGCGACGACGGCAGCGACAGCGGGCGAGUCAGUAAGACGGUGCUGGAGCGAUGGAGGGAGUCCCUGCAGGCCUGUACCAGCCUGUCGCAGGUGUUUGUGCACCUGUCCAGUCUGGAGCGCAGCGUGCUCUGGUCGCGCUCCGUCCUGAACGCCCGCUGUCGGAUCUGCAGACGUAAAGGAGAUGCAGACAACAUGCUGCUGUGUGACGGCUGUGACCGAGGACAUCACACACACUGCCUGAGGCCCCGGCUCAAGUCGGUGCCAGAGGGAGACUGGUUCUGUCCCGACUGCCGGCCCAAACAGAGAUCCAGCCGCCUCCCGUCCCGCCAGCGCUCCUCCAUCGACGAGGACGAGGAGGUGGAGGAGGAGUCUGAGGAGGAAGAAGACGAGGAGGAAGAGGAGGAGGAGUCUGAGGAAGAGGAAGAGGAGGAGUCGGAGGAGGAGGAGGAAGAGGAAGAGGAAGUUGUGAGCACCAAGAAGAGCCAGCCACCGCCCCCCAAGGGCUCCCGGUCCUCCAGCAGCCGCCCUGUCCAGGCCACGCCCAGGAGCCAGCAGGCCACGCCCAGGAGCCUGCAGGCCACGCCCAGGAGCCAGCAGGCCACACCCAGGAGCCAGCAGGCCACGCCCAGGAGCCAGCAGGCCACGCCCAGAAACAGCACUGCCUCCUCUGGGAAGAGCUCGUCAGCCUCCAAGUCCUCAGGUAAAAAGGCCACGCCCUCUUCCUCCAAGCCUCCGGUGUCUGGUGGUAAAGCCCCGCCCCGCCCCGGCGUUCGAGCCAGUGCCCGUCUGAGCCACGAGAUCCUGGCGCCGAAUGGCAACGCCAAAGCCACCGGUCAGAAUGAUGGCCGCAAGAGAGCCCCGACAGAUGGGACUCCACCACCCAAACCCUCCAGACCCGUCCUGCCUGUGCUGACUCCUUCCUCCUCCUCCUCCUCCUCCUCCCCCUCCUCCUCCUCGUCCAGCCGCCGCUCCUCCGGCCGCGGACACGGCGUCCACGAGCUGUCGGCCUGCGAGCAGCUGACCGUGGAGCUCGUCCGACACGAGGACAGCUGGCCCUUCAUGAAGCUGGUGUCCCGCACACAGGUUCCUGACUACUAUGACAUCAUCAAGAAGCCGAUCGCUCUGAGCACCAUCAGAGAGAAAGUCAACAACUGUGAAUACCAGACAGCAGGUGAGUUUAUAGGUGACGUGGAGCUCAUGUUCUCCAAUUGUCUUCAGUAUAAUCCUCGCCACACUAACGAGGCGAAGGCCGGCGUGCGGCUGCAGAGCUUCUUCCACUCCGAGCUCAGCCGGCUCGGGCUGUCCGACGCCGGCCCGCCGCCCGCCAAACGCUCCAGGAUGUAGAUGCCCCGCCUACCUCGGACCUGCCCCGCCCCUCGCCACACACCCCGGUGUGUAAACUGAGCCCCCUCCACUCAGGUGCUGCUCGCUGUCCCGCAGCAGGAAGAGGACACCGCAUCAUCACCAAGCUGCAUCCUGAUUGGUCCAGGGAGUAUGUUCUCAGACUGUAGAACUGAAUUGUGGGCGGGUCCUUCGUGACCUCUGACCCCUGCCGACUUGUCUUCCAAUCAAACAGGUCGGCCUCUCGAUGAAGAGGAAGAGAGGUCAGAGGUCACGAAGCAGCUGAGUCCAGCAGAGUCCAGGUCCCUGACCCGGGAUCAGCCUCUGAGUCAAAUGUCCUGUAGAGUGCAGCCUGUGUGUCUGAGCUGUGGUCAGUCUCCCUCAUGUUUCUUACCUGAGCAGGUGAGGUGCUGUGAACCAGGUGGAACAAACCUUUAGACAUUCCUGUGGCGCUGGAGAGGCUCAGGCUCCGCCCACACACAAACCAGGUUUUUAAAAACGCAACUUUUUCUUUCCGUUUGGACCUUCUGUCCCCGUGGAAACUGUUUGGUUCUUCUUCUGUGGUGCGGCGGCCAACAGGUUUCCAUCAGCCCACUUCCUGUUCCCUGGAGGUCUGGACGCCGUCGAUGUGUGGAAGCUGAUUGGCUCUUGCAUUUGUAGCAACAAACCGCUGCUGCUGCUCUGCACCCACACACACACACACACACACACACACACACACACACAUACACACACAUACACACGCACGCACACAUGCAUAUCUUCUGGAUGUGUGUGUGUGUGUGCGCGUG